AUGGCUUUUUCUUACGCUGCUUUCUUUCUUUUAGUAAUUUGUAUUUACAAACCUGUAAGUUCCCAGAAAAACCACUCAAACUUGAUAAGUUUGGGUUCUUCACUUUCCACCAACGUCCGACCAACUUCAUGGCGCUCACCUUCUCGCAGAUUUGCCUUUGGGUUCUACCCACAGCGCAGUGGCUUUAUAGUGGGAAUUUGGUUGGCGGGUAAGCCAGAUGAUAUAAUCACCUGGACAGCAAACCGAGAUGACCCUCCUGUGCCAUCAAAUGCUAAGCUAGAGUUAACCAUACAUGGUAAGCUCCUUCUAAGAACAUAUGCGAACAAUGGGGUCAUUGAAGAGAAACUCGUUGCUAAUAUAGAGGAGUCAGCUUCAAACGCUGUUUUGCUUGAUUCUGGAAAUUUAGUGCUCUACAAUGAACAUUCUGAUGUAAUUUGGGAGAGUUUCAACUUUCCUACAGAUACGAUAUUGGGAGGCCAGAAUCUACAUGCCGGGGGUGAACUGUUAUCCAGAGCAUCUACAGCCAACUUGUCAACAGGAAGGUUUCAUCUUAAAAUGCAAUAUGAUGGGAAUCUUGUUUUGUAUCCCACAAACACUCUAGACACUCCACUAGAUUCUUAUUGGAACACUGAAACUCCUGAGUCCGCUGGUUCCCAUCUAUAUGUAAAUUAUUCAGGAGACUUGUUACUUCUUAGCAACACUUCGGUCAGAGUUAAAACUGUGUUUGACUCUGAUUCAGAAUCUUACAGCACUUCAAUUAUCUACCGCGCAACAUUGGAGUAUGACGGAAUUUUUCGAUUGUAUUCGCAUAACUUUGACAGCAAAGGUGCCUACACUACAUCUCUUACGCAUUAUGAACCAGAUAGUCAGUGCGAAGUAAAGACUUUCUGCGGGCUCAACAGCUACUGCACCAUGAACGACGAUCAACCUUACUGCCGUUGUCUUCCUGGCACUGAUUUUGUCAAUCCCGACCAGAUAUAUCAUGGAUGCGAGAGAAACUACCAUGAAGAAUUAUGCAAAGUUGCAGAAGAAACAUCGUUAUAUAGCAUUACUGAUAUGGAGAAAAUGACUUGGGAUGACAUUCCUUAUUUUGAAAAAUCCGUGUCUGAAGAAGAUUGCAGAAGGUCCUGUUUGCAGGACUGUAACUGUGCUGGUGCGUUGUAUGAAUCCGGGGACUGCAAGAAACAGAAGUUCCCAGUGAAAUAUGCUAGGAGAACGCCAGAUGGUUCGUCAAAGCUUUUCUUCAAAGUGGGUUUGAAGAGUAUCGACAGCAGAAACCGAUCCACUGCACCUGCAUUGAAGCCUCCGGUGGUUCUAAAGACAAGCAAGAAGACGGUGAUGCUCAUUUUUGUUAUGAGCGUCGCCUUCACUGCAUGCUCUUCUGUCGCCAUUGCAAUUUCUGGGUUUUUCAUCUCUAAGUCGAGAGUUGUUAAGAGACGAAUGCUGCUACGAAGUGGAAAUUUUGGCUUGGCCCAUGAGCUCACUCUGAGAGCAUUUUCAUAUCGUGAGCUUAAAAAGGCAACCAAGGGUUUCAAAGAGGAGUUGGGCAAGGGAUCGUUUGGAGCAGUUUACAAAGGUACUAUAUGCAAAGGUAAAAGAGUUAUUGCAGUGAAGAGGCUGGAGAAGUUGAUGAGUGAAGGGCCAGAUCAAACAAGAACCUUCACGACAGUCAGAGGGACACGAGGUUACUUGGCACCUGAAUGGCAUAAGAACGCUCCUAUAUCAGUGAAGGCAGAUGUUUACAGUUACGGAGUUGUGCUAUUGGAACUUGUUUUCUGCAGGAAAAAUAUAGAAACUAACGUAUCAAAACCAGGGGAAGUUGUACUUUCUAACUGGGCAUACGAGCUUUUGGUUGCGAGAGAAUUGGACAGGCUUAAUCUUGGUGAAAAUGUAGACUGGCAGAAUCUGGAGAAAAUGGUUAUGGUAGGUAUUUGGUGUAUUCAAGAUGAACCAGGUCUCCGUCCCUCUAUGAAGUGUGUUGUGAUGAUGUUAGAAGGAAUUACCGAUGUGCCUGUUCCUCCACGUCCAACUGCAGCUUCAGCAUAA
Molecule: messenger RNA, 2046 nt
Organism: Dovyalis caffra
Lineage: Eukaryota; Viridiplantae; Streptophyta; Magnoliopsida; Malpighiales; Salicaceae
Source: the annotation of a GenBank genome assembly